GAAUAAAGCCCUAGCCUUUUAUUUCUUUUAGUAAAAGCAUGAAGAAAGACCAUAGAGACAACAAGUCCAAAUCCAUUGAAGAAAUUUUGAAUGAAGGAUUCUUGAAUGAGAACGAUGUUAAUGCUGCUUUCAUACUUGCUUCAUUCAGGAACGGUGCUCCUGAUUUGGAACAAAAGAGAAGAGAGGUUCUUCGUCGGCUUAAAGGCAAAGUCAAGCAAGACACAGCCGCAAAGAGAGGACAGCUGAUACUGUUAGACAAGUGUGAACCCCCAAAUAUCCCUCCCGUCGCAACUUUGGCCGACCUCAUUGGCGAAUGUAGCAAGCCUUAUUCGAAGCAGCUGACGGAGACUGAUUUGAAGGAUAAUCAAACAAGGCUGAGCUUGAACAAGAAUCAUGUUGGAGAAUCCUUCAUACCACUGCUCAAAGAACAUGAGGAUGUCAACAAGGGAAUCCCGGUCAUUACAUACGACCCGGAAGGGAAGGAGUAUCCAAUGAAAUUCGUUUUCUGGACUUCCAAGAUGUAUGUGCUUACGACUUCGGGUUGGAAAAGGUUUUACAAAGACCAUGCGCUGAAAGAAUCCGAUAUAGUUACUGUUUGGAUGUUUCGCCAUAGGCACACCCACAAUCUUUGCUUUGCCAUCACUUGGAGAAGGUCGCCAACCAAAAGCCACUAGUUCUCAAUAUUAAUUAAUACAUAGAAAUAGAAUAAUGUUUGUAGCACCGACAAGAG
Molecule: messenger RNA, 730 nt
Organism: Theobroma umbraticum
Lineage: Eukaryota; Viridiplantae; Streptophyta; Magnoliopsida; Malvales; Malvaceae
Product: putative B3 domain-containing protein At4g03170
Molecular function (GO): DNA binding
Source: RefSeq, a predicted model, not a curated record